AUGGGCAAACAACCCUUCAUGCUCAGUGGCACCGUCGACGACAACGUCAACCAUACACAGCACAUGUCAAACACUCGCGUACCACUCAAGGCCUUCGCAGCAUGCCUCCUUAUCCUUCUUCUCUGGUGGCAUAUACCUUUCCGUUCUAUUGUUAUCACUGUAGCGUCUAGCUCGGAUGAAUUAGCUAGGGAGGACUGGCGUGUCCUACCCGUGGGGACAAUACGCUGGUGGACCUGUCCUCCUCCGACUAACCCUACCGGUCCAGAGGGAGAAUGCGGGUUCCUCAUAGUACCGACAGACUAUACAGACUCGACGGCAGGAACGACUAAGGUCGCAUUAGGGCGUAAGCGAGCUACUGCUGCACCAAGACUCGGGACGGUCAUCUUCGGUGCUGGAGGGCCGGGCGGACCAGGAGGACUGGUAGUACGCUUGGGAGGGGAGGGGAUGCAGGCUUCUGUUACUGGCGAGCAGUGGGACAUCGUUGGCAUCGACCCUCGGGGAAUUGGUGAUACCGAGCCAACAACCCAGUGUCUUCUUCCAGGACAGAACAACGCCCUCACAGCAAACACUGUCCUCCUGCGGAACUUCGACUACUCGUCCUCCGUCCCCGAAGCUCAACUACGUCAAAGCCUGCUCAGGCAGCAGGAGGAGAUGGACGCCCUGGUAGAAACGCAGUACAGGAUGUGUGGGGUGAGCAUGGGCGGAAAGGUGCGGUAUAUGGGGACGACGAUUGUCGUGAGGGAUAUUGAGAGGGUCGUGAGCGCUCUGGAAGGGGAGGGGACGUUGAUAAACUAUUUUGGAGGCUCGUACGGUUCUAUCAUCGGGCAAUAUCUAGUCAACAUGUUUCCCGAGCGUGUGGGCAAAGUCAUGGUAGAGGGCAUAGUCGACGUAGUCGCCUGGGCCAACCAGCCCAUGUACAAAUCUUACCGCCAAUGGCUCUCCUCCACCGAAGACGCCUACACCUGGUUCACCACCGAAUGCGCCAAAGCCGGUCCGCAGACGUGCGAGCUCGCUCGGCGGGAAGACGAGGGCGAGUCUGAGCCUAUUCGAGAAAGACUGGAGGCGUUCUUUGAUCGGCUGUAUGAACGGCCUUUGACCGUGGCCGAUCGCCGGUUUUGGGGAAUCGUCACGUCCGGCAUGGCGAGAACGUUGCUCUUCCGAAUGCUACAGAUGCCGACUGUUUGGCCAACUACCGCAGUCGUUCUCUCCCAAGCGAUUCUCGGAGAUGGCCAAGCGCUGCUGAUGCUCGACACCCUCUUCGCAGGGUACAAAGACCUAGAGCGACAAGCCGUAUCAUGCAAUGACGCUCCCAAACCCCCGCUCUACGACCCACCGACAAACGAGCAGCUCGUCGAUGAGAUCUUGAGCGUGUCGAAACAGGUUUCUAAGUUUGCAUUUAGCGUGCUCACUGCAGAACCGGAUGCGCAGUGUCAUUAUUGGCCUGUGAACCCGCCAGAACGGUUCACGGGCCCGUGGAACCAUACGCUGAAAAAUCCGAUUUUGGUGCAGAGCAAUACCGCAGAUCCUAUUACGCCAAUCUCAAGUGCUCGUCUGCUCAAAGAUCUCCUAGGAGGCUCCGCGAUCCUGGUCCUGCAAAAUGGGCCAGGCCACGGCACAACCUCCUUCCCGACGUUGUGUACAAUCAACAUAACUCGAGCAUAUUUCACAGAUGGCAUCCUCCCGGAGGACGGUCAUGUUUGUGAGCUAGAGACGCCUCUGUUCCCCGCGGGGAAUCAUGAUGACCAGAAGAUAUAUACGAUAGCAGAACGCAACCAACUAUCUGCAGCUGAAAAGCUGUUUAUGAUGAUGAAAGGGUUUGAUAUUGAUGCUCUGUCCUCUUCCUUCGAUUAG
This is a messenger RNA of Dacryopinax primogenitus, 1851 nucleotides long. RefSeq lists its product as uncharacterized. Lineage: Eukaryota; Fungi; Basidiomycota; Dacrymycetes; Dacrymycetales; Dacrymycetaceae. The transcript has 9 exons. The coding region runs from base 1 to 1851 and encodes 616 amino acids. The record is from RefSeq and is a predicted model, not a curated record.